AUGCUCCGGUUGUUUCUAAGGGAGCCAACGUGGGGACAGAGCAAUGGGGAUGAUGAAUUUUAUAAGCAGAUCAAAUCUCUUCUUGAUGAAUUAGAACAAGUCAUCUGGUCGUUGUUGUCAUCUGGAGGUCGAUCUGAAGCUCGGCUUUGGCUAUGUAACACUAUGUCGGGCAUAAGCUCCAUUACCCCCCAGCGCCAACGAGACCUGUUUGUGAGCCUGUUGAGAUCCAAGCCAAUCAAGCGGCACUUAGCAUCACAACUUCUGUAUUUGAUCUUUGGCAAGCAGCCCCAGAAGGUGGGGCCAAUAAUAGCAAAGGAAAGCCACAGGCUGGAGAACUUUUUCAAAGGAAACCCAAGGCACAUUUUGCAGUGGUUCUCUAAUUUCUCUGCUACUGGCAAAUCUGGACAUGGUCCAGGUGCCAAGGCUCUCUCUCAAUUUGCUUUCAUAAACCGAGAUAUUUGUUGGGAGGAACUUGAGUGGAAAGGUAAGCAUGGGCAGUCACCUGCCAUGGUUGCAACUAAGCCCCAUUAUUUCCUUGAUCUGGAUGUUCAACGAACGGUCGAGAAUUUUCUGGAGUAUGUCCCUGAAUUUUGGUCAUCUCCUGAGUUUUCCGAGUCGCUAAAGGAUGGCAGUAUUUUGUUAGUCGAUACAAAAUUCUUCUCCAAUUUGUUCAUUGACUUGAUGUAUAAGGACAAACUUGAAGAAGUAUGGGAACUCAUAGAGGAUUUCCUCGUUGAGCAAUCUUUUUCAUUCUUAUGCCAUCACCUUCUUAUUAUCCUUGAAGAGCAGGAGUUGCGUGAGUUCCUAGAUAUGAUACCAAAAUACCUUAAACUGAAUUCCGGAAUUUUUGGAUCGGGAAAUAUGCUUGAGUGGUUUGAGAUUAUACUUUCAAAGUACGGUGGUUCGGGCACUGUUGAUCAUCUACUUCUUCUAAAUGCGGUGACUAAUCAAGGCCGCCAGCUCAUGCGCCUAUUGCAGGAUGAAGGCAGUGAAGAAGAAAAAGAAAAGAUAAAGGAUUUGGUCUAUCAACUUUCUGAGUCUACAAGCUUUGCCAAUGAUCUAGGGUCAGCAAUGGAACAAGGCCUAAGGAAAAAUCCAUUAGAAUAUGUAAAAUUUUUAGGUGUGCAUUCAUGGGCUAUACAUUUUAGACUAGCUGAGGAACUCCGUACCCCCGAGUCCUGGGAGUCUCUGUUUAUCAGCAAUGGGAUAAAUUUCCGCAAGUCUGACAAGUAUGCUUUGGUAAAUGAUGAUGAGUUUUCUGGCGAUUGUGGAUCAGAUUAUGACGGAAAGUCUUCAACUAAUCGAAAAUGCAAGAAGCAUAAAAGGCAUAAGAAGAAAAGAAAAAGAAAGUCUGAUCGUGCUGGAAACUAUGGGGAUGAGUUGUGUGAUUUUGAUUUAUCAUAUAACAGGUUAGAUCUGCAAUCCAAGGGGGGUGAUUGGUUGCUCUCUACUGAUGGAUAUUCAACUACAUGGAGUAGUGUGGAUUUGCCUGAUCAUCUUUCAAGGCAUUGCUUUAUCACGUGGUUGAAGUGGGCGUUUGUUAAGUGGGGCGUAGUGUCUUGA
This is a messenger RNA of Striga hermonthica, 1563 nucleotides long. The record is from the annotation of a GenBank genome assembly. NCBI's taxonomy places the organism in Eukaryota, Viridiplantae, Streptophyta, Magnoliopsida, Lamiales, Orobanchaceae.